Nicotiana tabacum (common tobacco) is the source of this 1248-nucleotide messenger RNA. RefSeq lists its product as uncharacterized. The record is from RefSeq and is a predicted model, not a curated record. Gene Ontology annotation, molecular function: zinc ion binding. NCBI's taxonomy places the organism in Eukaryota, Viridiplantae, Streptophyta, Magnoliopsida, Solanales, Solanaceae.
AUGGAUAUGAUAUAUCCCGGUUCACACAUUAGAAUGGUAAAAUCACCACAAAAUGAGUUCAUGUAUGUGUAUAUAUCUUUGUAUGCCUUUAUAAAGGGGUUCGAUCAUUGUAGACCCAUUGUGGUUGUGGAUGGAAGCCACCUAAAAUCGGCAUACACCGGGACAUUCGUCUCGGCCAGCACGUUGGAUGGCGCAGGUCAUAUACUGUCACUAGCAUAUGGUAUAAUUGAUUCAGAGAACGGUGUUGCUUGGUCGUGGUUCUUUGAGCAAUUCAAGGAAGCAUAUGGUGAGAGGAAGAACAUGUGCAUCGUUUCAGAUAGGAAUGAGAGUAUCAUCAAAUUAGUAUCGAGAGUGUAUCCAAUGGUACCGCAUUUUGCUUGUAAAUGGCAUCUAUGGAACAAAGUAUAUAAGAAAUUCAAAAAGAGUCAUUCAAAGUUGAGCGAAAUAUACUUCUUGAUGGCAAGAGCAUACACACAGGCUAAAUAUGAUAGUCUAAUGGAGAAGGUGGAGAAGGUAGAUAUUAGGGUAAAAGAAUACUUGGAAUUAACUGGAUACAAAAAGUGGGCUAGGUUGUAUGCACCUGUUAACAGGGGAUGGACCAUGACAUCAAAUAUUGAUGAGUUAAUCAAUGCCUCACUUGUGUCAGCAAGAGAAUUGCCAAUAUACGACUUUCUCGAAGAAGUUAAGAAGAUGUUUGGACGUUGGAAUUGCAGCAAUCGGAAAGAAGCUUCACACACGUACACAACGCUUGGAAAACAAUACCUGGAGAUGCUUACUUUGAAUGAGGCAAUAUCUACACGUAUGAUUGUUGUACCAUCGACUGAAUACUUGCAUACGGUGAACGAUGAAGGAAGGCAUUACACUGUUUGCCUCUUAGAGAGAAAGUGCAGUUGUGGGCGGUUCCAAGUUGACGAAUUACCAUGCCCACACGCUUGGGCUGUCUUGAAGAGCAAGUUUCUAAUGCCAGAAGAUUAUUGCUCGGACUAUUACAAACCAAAGUCUGUUAUAAUGACAUACGAGGUGCCCGUGUAUCCGCUGCCUGACCAAAAUGAAUGGAAUAUACCAGCACAUAUAUCAGAGGAAGUUGUCUUACUACCCAAAUGGAAAAGACCUCCUGGAAGGCCAAAGAAAAAGCACGAUAAGCCGUUCAGUGAAUUGUUGCAGAAGAAAAAUCAACAUUUGUGUAGCAUAUGUGGACAGGGAGGACAUAAUAAGCGUACUUGUAGAAAUGCUCCACGUAGGACUUAG